Molecule: messenger RNA, 5675 nt
Organism: Crotalus tigris (Tiger rattlesnake)
Lineage: Eukaryota; Metazoa; Chordata; Lepidosauria; Squamata; Viperidae
Gene: ABI2
Product: abl interactor 2
Exons: 12
Coding region: 229-1863 (544 amino acids)
Cellular component (GO): lamellipodium
Molecular function (GO): SH3 domain binding
Source: RefSeq, a predicted model, not a curated record
GCGCCUCAGCUGAGGAGCGGGCAGUGGGUGGGAGGCAGAGGGUGAACUUAAACCUCACGGCCAGGUGGGGGGUCGGCGAGCGCUGAGCUAGUGGCGGAGGACGCGGACCAAACUGCUAUAGGCAUUGUGGACAAAAGGCCGGACGCCUGCGUUUUUGGGGGUGGUGGAAGAAAGGAGGGAACAGAGGGGCGGGGCUGAGCGCGCACGCGCGCGCGCGAGAAUGUGAAGAUGGCGGAGCUGCAGAUGCUGCUGGAGGAGGAGAUCCCGGGGGGGCGCCGGGCCCUCUUCGACAGCUAUACCAACCUCGAACGGGUGGCCGAAUAUUGCGAGACCAACUACAUCCAGUCACCAGAUAAACAACGGGCUCUAGAAGAAACCAAAGCAUACACAACUCAGUCCUUAGCUAGUGUAGCCUAUCUGAUCAACACUUUGGCAAAUAAUGUUCUGCAAAUGCUGGAUAUCCAGGCCUCCCAGCUUAGGCGUAUGGAAUCUUCAAUCAACCACAUUUCACAAACAGUUGAUAUACACAAGGAAAAAGUGGCUAGAAGAGAAAUUGGCAUCUUGACUACGAACAAGAACACUUCAAGAACUCACAAAAUCAUUGCGCCAGCCAACUUGGAACGACCUGUUCGUUAUAUCAGGAAACCUAUUGAUUAUACAAUUCUUGAUGAUAUUGGUCAUGGGGUAAAGUGGUUGCUUAGAUUUAAGGUUAGCACGCAGAAUAUGAAAAUGGGUGGUCUGCCUCGUACCACACCACCCACCCAGAAACCCCCCAGUCCACCAAUGUCAGGGAAGGGAACUAUUGGGCGUCACUCUCCCUAUCGCACACUGGAGCCAGUGCGUCCUCCAGUGGUACCAAAUGACUAUGUACCUAGCCCUACCCGUAAUAUCGCUCCCUCGCAGCAGAGCCCUGUUAGAACAGCUUCUGUGAAUCAGAGGAAUCGCACUUACAGCAGCAGCGGAAGCAGCGGAGGGAGCCAUCCCAGCAGUAGGAGCAGCAGUCGAGAGAACAGUGGGAGUGGAAGUGUGGGCGUCCCUAUUGCUGUCCCUACUCCAUCCCCUCCCAGUGUGUAUCCAGCCCCUGCCAGUUCUGCUGGCACUUCUCCUCUUCCUGCUACUUCUGCCUCUGCUUCCGCCCCUCUCACUCCUGCCACUGUCCCAUCCUCUGCUACCCCAGAUGUUGCUGCUGCUGCUGCAGGGGUUCAGCCCCUUGCUGAUGGCUUCACUUCUCCAACUCCCCCUGCUGCCUCUUCCAAUCCCUCUUCAGGUCAUCCUGUUCAGUUCUACAGCAUGAACAGACCGGCUACUCGGCACACACCUCCAACAAUAGGGGGUUCUUUGCCAUAUAGGCGCCCUCCAUCCAUCACUUCACAGAACAGCCUUCAAAGCCAGGUCAACGGAGGACCAUUUUAUAGCCAGAAUCCAGUGUCUCUUGCACCACCUCCUCCCUCCAUCCUACAGGUAACUCCUCAGUUACCGUUAAUGGGAUUUGUGGCCAGAGUUCAGGAAAACAUUUCAGACACACCUCCCCCUCCACCCCCAGUAGACGAAGCCGUUUUUGAUGAAUCUCCACCACCACCCCCUCCUCCAGAGGAUUAUGAAGAAGAAGAAGCAGCUGUGGUGGAAUACAGCGAUCCUUAUGCUGAAGAGGAUCCACCAUGGGCACCAAGGACCUAUUUGGAGAAAGUUGUGGCAAUUUAUGAUUACACUAAAGACAAGGAAGAUGAACUUUCCUUUCAGGAAGGUGCCAUCAUCUACGUCAUUAAGAAAAACGAUGAUGGGUGGUAUGAAGGUGUGAUGAAUGGAGUAACUGGACUCUUCCCCGGAAACUAUGUAGAGUCCAUCAUGCACUACUCAGAAUGAAGACCACUAUGGCAAGAGACAGAACCAAGAGAUUGUUGGGCUGGCCAGGUCCCUUUGGCAGCUUGGGGGGAACCUGGGCACCUGAAGGAAGGAUCAUUGUAACAAAACCACUCCCCUUUUCUCCUUUUUAUAAAAUGGUGAUUUGAAUUGUUUUGAAGAAUGGCUCUUCCAUUUGCCAGCAGCGACCAAUGACCAAUAUUAAUGAGCUGACUGAUCAACAUGUAGAUACAGAGAUGUAAUGAACUUGCCAGUAAAGGGAUCCAUUACUCAAAUUGAGACCCAUUCAGUCAAAACAUGGGAUUUUUUUUUUCCUCAGGAAUACCAUGCCUGGUAUUGGGGCAUCUUGGAUGUUAGCUCUGAAGGCUUUGUUAGGCUAUCUGCCAUCUCUUUCUCCCUCCUUAUUCUGCACAUAUUACUGCUGGAUGUGUGAUAUUGUUCUGGCAAACAUUCUGAUAUCACACACCGACUGGGUCUCAGCUUGGUUCCUUGCAUCUCUAAUACAGCAAUUCUGCAAUUGUUUCACACAUAUAGCUUGAUAUAGGCUUUUAAGGAGCUGUUUCAUUUCUUCUUACAGGAGGACGUAACAUCAGAGAUAAUCUCCCAAUAUGUUGAGACUUCCAAGUCAUAAACUGGGCCUCUUUUAUAUCAUUCAAUUAUUUUUUAAAAAGUUGGACUAAAGAUCAUGAAGGACGAUAAAGCUUGACAUUCUAAAAAUGGCCUCUGUCCUUCAUAUAAUUAUAUAGCAGCCUUAUUCAGCCCUCAGUAUGCAAAAUAUUUAUGAAAUGGUUUAAAUCUGCCCUCCUGAUAGUGUUCAAAAACUGCUUUCAGUCAGGCUUUAGCCCUUGUUGUUACAAAGGCUGACGGCAGUCUUCUAAAAUUACCAUUGCCUCGUGUUUUAUAAUUUGGGAGUUAGAAAGGGAUAUAAGUAUUUUAUAGAGAAAGGCUUUGUCUGAAUUGAUUAGCCUGCUUCAGUUGACUAUAGCCUGUCCAAUUCAGAAUAAAUGUGUACUAGUGACAUUGGCCAUUAGUUCUAUUUCAGAUUUUAAUACAUACCAUUCGGGACCUGUGAAAGCAGACCAAGGGCUGUUGGUUUUCUUUGAAUGCAGAUUUAGAAACUGACAAAAGCAUGCAUUAUUUUUUCUCCCACCAGUAAAUAUGUGGGUGAUUUUCCAACGUGGCAAUGGAAAUCUGCUAUAAUGUCUGUAGGCAUUUUAGCAACAAGCUAGAGGAUAUACAGAAUAUGUUUAUUUUUGUUAUCCAGAAUCAUGGAGCAAUCAGAUUCAGGCAUGAAGUGAGGUGGGAAGGUGUGAACUCUUUUCUGUACUGUUGACCAUAGUCCUUAUGAAGCUUGCUUUUGCUUAGCUGCUGUUUUCAUGCUGAUAGCAGCUGAAUUGGGGGGAUUAUGAGAAGAACCUGAAGGGUUUUGUAUUAGCUCUGUGGUGUAUUGUGAGACGUUAAGUUUACCUAUAUGCCACAAUCCCAGCCCAAUUCCUCACUGCUGAUUAACAUAAUAAAUGUUCCCCCAAAUACAUAGAAUAUAAUAUUUCUUUUUAAGACAUUGUAAACAUUUCAUACUUCUUACUCUUAGUUGAUUUGCUGGGUAUAUUGCUCAAUAUAAUGUUUCAGUAUUCAUGUACUUGGAACACUGAUUGUAGUAGUCAGCCUUCCUUUCUCACAUAAGCUAGCCAUACAUUUACUAACCAUCUUCUGAAUUAUACAGAUUAUGUUGGUAUAGCUUCCGUGGCUUCCUCUGUUGCUUGUUUGUGCCAUUACUAAACCUCAGGUGCUACCAAAAGUCAUUAACUUAGCAUCAAUUGUUGUAGCUCCCAUUAGUGGGACUGCUAAUGAGAUCCAGGUCCCUUCAUAGAUUGCUAUUUCAAAGCUUGAGACCCACUGUGAUAAUGUUUGUUGUCACUGGCACGCAAAAACAAAAAACAAGAUAAUCAAAGCUGCCUCCUCCUUUUUAAUGGUGUCAGUAUUGCAAGGUAUAGAUGGGUGGGAGUUCAAUUGCAUUCUGUGACCAUCAGUUUGCCUUUACUGGCACCCCACCCCCAACAGAUUCCAGUACUUAUAGAAUAAGGAUCACUGAGGACUGGCUUGUUUGAAGGCAUCCAGAUUUGAUUUGUCUAAGAGAGAAGGGUAUCGCUGAAAGCUGGAUGUAUUUGUAGAUGUUAGAGUACUGGAGCCAGCUUCUUGCAUAAACAUGAAUUGAGAAUAUGAGUUAUGAUGAGAGCCUGAUCUAUUAGCACAAGGGGUAAAUUUCUACAAAGGGCCAAGCAUGAUGGGUAUGCAUAUAGAUAUUACUGUGUAAUAUCAUAUGUGUGGUGUUAAGGUGUACAGUCUUGAGACACAACCUACCAUAUGAAGAUGGAAAUGCAGCCUCCAUCAGUAUGCUUGUUGUAAGUGCUGCCACUGUUCCAUGGGGACCCAACUAAGAGAAGACUCUGCUCUGAGAAGUUGAAAGUACAACUUUAAUACUUGUUUGGAGCUUUGGAAUAGGAUUCUGCUUCAAAGAUCAUUCAUCAGUGGCAUCCUGAUUUCUCCUGACUUUUGCAGAGCCUACCAAGAGGAUGAACAAAAGAGGUCAGGGGUUAUGGCAAAUUAUUCUGGACAAAUUUUGUGGACUAUGUGGCUCAGUUCUGAAAAACUAAAGUUAACAUUUAUCCGUUUAAACAUACUGGGUGUUGUGCCUGCAGGCUAUGAGCUAAUGUUGCAAACAAUUUCUUUAGAAUGGAAAACUUGACCAACAGCUGAUUAGGAAAGCAGCAUAACAAUACAGCUUAUUCAAAUUUCCUCUCCCAAUUUUUCAUAUUCUGCUUUUUUUUGUCAUUACUGAUGCAGUUAUUGUCUGGGACUGUGCUUUUUAUGGUUUCAUCAACUUCUGAAGAACACAUCCCCCCCCCCAACAAUCUUAUUUUCCUUUUUCAGAAACAGGUUGCCUUAACAAUCCUUCACAUGUGAUUUCUCUGCUGUUCUGGGAAAUGUUACACUUGUUUUUGGUUGUAGAAAAGACUGGUGUUACUCCUGGAGCUCUGUUAUUGAAAAGUCGGUAAUGGGAAUUCUUAACUCUGUCCCUUUGCAAGACCUAAACCACAACAUUUUAUUCCUAGAACAAAUAGAAAUUGAAUGAUGAUUCUAUGGCAGAACAUAAAUGAACCCUGACUAUUUCCUGGCCAUGGAAGGGAGGGUUGGAGAAGGUUUAUGUUUUUAUUGAUAGCCUUUUUGUUUUCCUGUUUCAAAGUGCUUUCAGUAUCACAUGAUUUUUAUAAGAUGUUACUCAUUUGCUUGUUUGGGGAGAAACUGUACAGCUUCUAUGGAGGGCAAGGCCACAGUUCCCUUAUAAGAAAUUGGAACUCUCUGAUUGUAUGACUGCUUCCUGUAUCCUCCAGACAGACCAAGAUCAUCUUCCUGCAAAGUUCUGCAGAGGGUGUUUACAGAUUCCUUGCCUCCUGCUGGUUUAAUGCUUUUAUUCUGCAAUACUAAUGUUGUGAAAAUAAUCCUUGGAUUUUAUGCUUAUUUUUUAUUUUGUACAAUUUUGAACUAUGUAGAAUGCCUAUGGAUGAUGCUAUGUACAAGGCCCAAAGUAAUCGGACUCUGUGUGUAUGUAAUGUUACAUAGACUGCAUGUUAUAUCAAGACAGUGAGAGUGGUUUUUCAAAUAUCAUUUACUAUUUUUCCCAACUUACUUUUUUUUUUCCACUGGUGUUUAAUUAAGAAAAAGGGGUGAAGAGGAGGGGCCUGGAUUUCUCCCUUGUACCUAUCCUCUUUCCCUAGUCCUGCUGUAAAGCUAUUAAAUAUGUUGAACACUCCACA